Molecule: messenger RNA, 1341 nt
Organism: Austrofundulus limnaeus
Lineage: Eukaryota; Metazoa; Chordata; Actinopteri; Cyprinodontiformes; Rivulidae
Source: RefSeq, a predicted model, not a curated record
GUCCAGCGCAACACUACAUCUCAGUCCCGGAGAGCCUCCACCAGCAAAACCUAUCAAGAUAGUCUAAAGAGAAAGAGAGCGGUUCCCUGCACUGAUAAGCAGCUGACUGGUGAGGAAUGUCAUGAAGCGAUAUCCUUUUUGAAACAUUCAACUGAUGAAUCUGCAAUCAAAGAGAAAAUGAGGGCCACAUUUCAGUACCGCCAAACACUGGUUCAUGAUCAACAGAGCUUUUCAACAGUCUUGGAUGCUUUCCCACGAUUCCUCAACAUCACUGGCUUGAUUGACCAAGACUUCACCAUGAUGUUUGGAGAGGAGGUGUCAUGCAGAUUUUUGUCAAAAUGGUCUACUUUCUUUAAACCUAAGAUCUUGACAGAGUGCAGAAAACUAACUUCUAAUGAACAUAUUGAAGAGGUCUUGUCUGCACAGGACAACACAGGUUGGGACAGUGACCUGUCAAGCAUUCUACUGCUGGUUCAUUUGCUUCCUCCUUCAAAGCACACUUCACCUUCAGUGUCAACUACCAUGAAUCCCUCUACAACUUUUAUACGUUCAUCCAAACCACAGUUUUUAACAUUGAUGUUGGAAGUACCAAGGAAAGUCCCAGAGUCAAGGAACUAAGAGCAAGAUUUUUGCACGACGCUUGAGGUGAUAAACCUCUUUGGAUUCAAAUGUUUCUUUGUUAUAUCUGUAAAGCACACCACAAAAGUUCUGCAUUGCUUUGUCAGCAUUUGAGACUCAACCGUGGUCUAUAUCCUGGAAAGACAUUACGUUUGAAAUGUGGACAGUUGGGAUGUUGUUUAUCAUUUUGCACCUAUUCAGGUUUUAAAAAGCAUCUUGUUCGUUUCCAUAGAGAUGCUGUUAUGACUAAUACAACUGACACCAUGGACACUCAGAAUGAAGUUGGUGAGCCCACAACUUCACAGACAAUCAAUACAGACUCUCCAAUAAGAAAUUCACAGGCAGUUGCUACAAACUCUCCAAUAAUUCCUCAGCUAUCUGUUGAUGAUAGUCAUAUGUUAAACAUGUGUUCUUCCGUUGUAGCACAGUUACAAGCAUCUGGUGUUGCUGAAAGCACAGUCCAAGCAAUGGUGGGAUCCAUGGAGGAACUUGUAAAUGACAUUCAUAGGCAAGCGAGAGAGUGUCCUUCACUAAUUGGGUGAAGAACUAUGGAACGGAAUAUCAGAUCGGUAUGUUUGUUUGUACUGGAACAAAUGCAGAAAUUCCUGUUUUCAGAAAGAUCACCAACAUCAUUGUACAUGAUGAGCAAGCUUUCAUUUUGACUUGCAGAGUGGAUACUCUUUAUUUUGAUGAUCAUUUCAAUGCAUACAGUAUUCAUGAGAG